AUGGCUCUCUCAGGCUGUUGGAUGUUUGUGGCACUGCCAAGGAUGUGCCUUGUUACAAACCAAGGAAUGCAUGCAGGACCUUCAAUCGAUCAUGCGAAGAAGGCGGGGAGGAAGAUGGUGAAAAAGGCAAUCCAAAAGGCUAUGAAGAAUCUCAAGGCAGUCGACAACAUAUCCACCUUCUCUUCCCUCAACAAGGACAAUGAGACAUUUUCCAUUGUUAGCAAGUUGAGAGAUGUUGAAGCAAUCACUCUCGCAGUGUUUGAGUCACCUCUUUCCUUCAUCUCUGGGCCAAAAUCACAGCCAAGCAGCUAG
This is a messenger RNA of Prunus armeniaca (apricot), 312 nucleotides long. The record is from the annotation of a GenBank genome assembly. Lineage: Eukaryota; Viridiplantae; Streptophyta; Magnoliopsida; Rosales; Rosaceae.